AUGACACUUGUAUAGACGUCACUUUGGCCCAUUCACUCGUGCAUUGUUUACAUUUUUUCAGUCUUUUCCGCUUGUAUACAGCAAAUUUUCUUUUUCACCAUAAAAUAACUUGAUAAAUUCCAGAAAAAUAGUGACGAACCACAGGGUCUUCCGUAGAAAAAGUGAUUUUUUUCGAGGAAAACUGUGAUUUUUCAGCACGAUGACUUCAACAGUGGCAACCGAUCAAGAGGACGACCGAUACGAGACGGAAGAAUUUUUGGUGUAUGUGGAUUUGGACACAAAACUGCUGGACGAUCAACUAUCCAAAUCAAGUACCAAAAUAAAAUUCCUCGGCAUUGACACCGAAAAUCCAAUUAUGCAACUGAACAACCAACUAUUCAAAGGUGAAUACGAAUACUCAAUGGGAACGCAUUGUUUUUUCUCCGAAAGCAAGCGGCCAGGUGGUAUUGAAGAUGCAUGCUUCAAAGAAAUGCCAUCCAAAUUGUAUGAUUAUUUCGCUAAAACCAACAAGGUCUUAAAAAUGAAGCGAAUUUUCGUCGAAGAAAAAGAGUCGGAAGGUAGUGCGGAAUUGGCCGAAGGUGAAAUUGAAGAUUUUGAACAUUUACGUAUUUCAAAAACAUACGCCGAAGCAUUGAAUCAAUUUUUAAAACCCGGCGAACAACCGCCACGCGAUUUGUCACAAGAACAAGCCGAACAAGAUGUAAUGGCCGAACGUGAAGAGGAUCAAACCGACGAAGAGGAUGAACAUCGAAUGGAGGUUGAGGAAAUUAGACAAGAUAUUGGAGCCAAUGCCGAAAGUACCGAUGAACGAUCCGAGGAUCGAACAACAGAAGACAGCGAAAAUACAAAAAUUUUGAAAAUUGAAAAGCACGCACAUGCGGAAUUCGAACGAUUGACUCAUCUAGAAAAUAGCCCGAGAAAAUAACCACAAAUAGACCGAAAAGGAUUAGAUUUAUAUUUUAAACUUUAUUUAAAAUAAG
Contarinia nasturtii (swede midge) is the source of this 980-nucleotide messenger RNA. RefSeq names its product general transcription factor 3C polypeptide 6. Gene Ontology annotation, cellular component: transcription factor TFIIIC complex. Lineage: Eukaryota; Metazoa; Arthropoda; Insecta; Diptera; Cecidomyiidae. The transcript is spliced from 2 exons. Gene Ontology annotation, biological process: transcription by RNA polymerase III. The record is from RefSeq and is a predicted model, not a curated record. Bases 200 to 925 code for a protein of 241 amino acids.